AUGUCGGGCGGACGCGCUAAGAUGAAGAAGGUCAACUGGGGUCAGCCCAUCACGGACUACCGCAUCGUGAUCCCUAGGGACUACUACUUCGCGGGCGAGACGGUGCAGGGCACGCUGGAGUUGAAAACCCACGGUCCGAUCAGCUGUCGGGGGGUCAGGGUGAAGCUCGAAGGCGUGGGCAUGUGUCACUGGCACUACUACGAGGGCGCCGGAGAACACAGAAGACGGGUGGACGUGCACGGAGAGAAGAAGUACAACGGGUGUCAGAAGACCGCCUGGGGAUCGACGUACAACACGGGGCGCAUCGACAACGCGGGCGACGACGCCGUUUGGGGCCACCCCACCACGCCCGACGAGGGUCACGUCGACAUGCCCCUGCAAACCGCGCACGGGUCGAAGGUCGUGCUGCGCGUCAUGGACUACGACUGGGGCACGAAGGACGACGAGCUCGGCGAGUGCCUCCUCGACGUGGACGAGCUGCUCGCGAUGAACGGCGCCGACGUCACGGUGCCGCUGUGGAGGCACGCGGGAAAAGGCGUGUUCAGCUCGGGCGCGUACGGCCCCGCGGAGGGGAACGCGUCGAACGGCGUGAAGCCCAGGUCCGUCGUCGUGCUGUCAUGCGAGUUGUCGGAGUUGGAGGGCGGGUUCGGGUUUCAGCAGGGCGCCAGGCGGGUGGUGUUCAAGGUCAAGUCGGCGCACAACCUUCGCGACGCGGAUUCGAUGAUGGGCUUCAGGGGGUACAACGACGUGUACUGCCAGCUGUACGAGGUGAGCGGGACGGAUCUCGCCCCGGGGCUUCCACUUCCCGGCCCGCCCGACGCGAGCGCCGUGCAGCUGCCGCCGACGCGGGCGUCCAUACCGUUCUCUUUCAAGCUGCCGCGUAACCUUCCCUCCUCGAUGGAACCCCUCGACGUGUUCGCCGCGCCGGUGGACCGAGCGAGCGUGAGGUACUGCAUCUACUCCCACAUCGACAUCGCGUGGCGGAUGGACCCGUCGUGCCGCCGCAUAAUUUCGGUCAUCAACGGUCCAUCGUCGACCAUCCCCAAGCUCCUGGCGCCGCUGCACGCCGUGCCUCAGGAGAAGGAGGUGCACCCGGUGAAUUGCGAGAGCCUGUGCUUCUGCUGCAGCAAGGAUUGCGUCGGUCAGUGGUGCGGCGAGAACAAGAGCGUGAGCCUCGGCAAGGUUUUCCUCGACUGCCACAUGGACCGUCGUGGAUACGCGCCGGGCGAGACGAUGUUCCUCUCCGGGAUCGCCAGGAACGAGACUGACAGGCCCGUGACGGUGUACGUGUCGCUCGUUCGGACAAUCGUGUACACGGCAAAGGAGGGCUUGACGCAUAAGACCAGAACGGCGCGAGGCGAAAUUCCGCUCGCCUCGUUCGAGGUGCCCGCGCACAGCACCUGGCAGCUCGAGGACGGCCAGUUGAUAUGUCCCGCGAUAGCCUCGGACUACUUCGGAGGGUACGGGUACGAUGAGGAGUUUGCGAGUCGGAACGCUCAGUACGGAGCGAGGUACGCCGAGCGUCUGGUUGACCCGGUGAAGUGGUCGACGAGGCUCAUGGUGUUGAUGGACGUGCCGGACACCCCGUUCAAUCUGAAGCAGUUCAUGGACGUGCUCAUCACCGGUCUGCCGGGAAACCCCAUCGUCUGGGAGGAGUAUCAGCAGAAGAGGAAGGGGGCGGCGUUAUCGAUGCCGGCGUUACCCGGCGCUCAGGAGAUGACGCCUCGGCGCUCGGGAGACGACAUCGGCGUCAGCGUGUUGGGCACGGCGGAAUGUCCCACGUGGACACCCGGAGCCGAGGACGAGCAGGUGAGGGGAGAUACGCUGUGCAUCGCGAGGACCGAUGAGAUCGCGGCGGCUGAUCCGCAAGAGGAUAUCAAAUGCGACCCAGCGGAGCUCACGUACUCGCCCGCGGUGGCCGUGUACAAGCCCGACGCGCCGAGGAAGUGCAAGAGCCCUUACAAACCCGACAAUCCCGAGGUGGACUGCACCAUGAACCCUCCCGGAUCGAUGAUGAUCUGCCCAUACACUGGUAUGCCCUUCGUCGUGCCGCCGCCGCCGCCGCCGCAGGCGCAGGUGAUUAGCACGGUCGCGGCCCCGUCGAUGUCUAUGGUUUAG
Molecule: messenger RNA, 2118 nt
Organism: Micromonas commoda
Lineage: Eukaryota; Viridiplantae; Chlorophyta; Mamiellophyceae; Mamiellales; Mamiellaceae
Exons: 1
Coding region: 1-2118 (705 amino acids)
Biological process (GO): protein transport
Cellular component (GO): cytoplasm
Source: RefSeq, a predicted model, not a curated record